CGGCCACAUUCAAAGUCCGACACGGCGCCCACGAAACAUGAUCGCGCCAUUUGCGCCCUCCAUUAGCGAGCUCCAAGCCAUUCCACAGCCAUACAAAACGCGUCUCGCGCUCGCCGGCUGUGUCUACGUGCUGCUCUCGACCGCUCUCAGUCUCUACUUUCUGCUCGUCGUCUUGCAGCCCAAUAUCGCCAACGACCUCUGGUGGGCGGGUUUCACGACGUCCGGACCACAGACCUUCCUCGCCGACAUCUUUCACCGGCGUCUCCAGCUCGCAACUUCAUAUGCAGUCCCACUGACGUCACCCGAGGUCGUUUUGGAAAAGGUCUAUGGCGAUGACGCCAGUACCUUUAUCGACAUGACGAUGUCGCUCUCGCGCCAAGUACUCUUGGCCAACAUCUCGUUUGAUACGGUUAUCCGUGCGAUACGGCACACAAGCUUUGAUCGAAACGCGCGCAUGUUUGCGCAGUACUGCUGGGUCGAUAUGGGUCGCGUCUACGAGCUCUCGACCACCGCGCGUCGCCAAGCGCGGUGUGAUCGCAGUAUGACGCACAACGGCGCUGUCUAUUGGGAACCGCUGCUGCGCAACUCGGUACCCCAAGACGUUGUCAAUGGCUCGUACGGGAGCUCGCUCGCGGUGUCACUUUUCCAGCAUAUCCAGAGCUCGGACGCUGGCGCCUCUUGGCUCGAAUCGCUUUGGGCGACGCACUGGCUACCAAUCGACGACGAAGUGCGUCUCUGGUACGACGUUGGGCUAACGUACUGGCAAACGCAGCUGACCAACUACUACGAACAAGGACUCCAGGAGACGAUUCAAAUUGAGAACGCGCUUGGCCUGCACACACGUGUGACGAUCCACACCACGUCCCAAAGCUACCGCGGCUUGGCCUUGUGGUCGCUGUCCGUAGCGUACCAAGGACUAUGGAACGACGUGUUUACGUGUCAAGCCAUCCAUUGCAGUCUCAUUCGCGGCGCCACCAACGCGUCCGACGACAUCAAGUUGCGCUGGGAAGUGCUCUCGUACGCGCUGCAAGUGGACGCGAUCCUCGGACCCUUUAUCGAUCAGCAUGUCGGACCUAUGGGCAGCAUGGACGUUGUCCUCGCCCCAAAGCCAACGCCGCUCGAAGCGUAUUUCUUGACGUACCAGCAACGUGUGGUGCCCAUGUUGCUCGCAUCUGUUUCCAACUACUUCACGCUGGCCCCCGUCACCGUCGACGUCGUGCCUUUGCACUGGCGCGGCGCCGAUAUCAGCUACUUUACAGGCAACCCCAUGUGCAACACUCUUUUACGACGCGUGUUCGGCGCAACGACCUAG
This is a messenger RNA of Saprolegnia diclina VS20, 1312 nucleotides long. RefSeq lists its product as hypothetical. The transcript has 2 exons. The record is from RefSeq and is a predicted model, not a curated record. Lineage: Eukaryota; Oomycota; Saprolegniomycetes; Saprolegniales; Saprolegniaceae. Bases 38 to 1312 code for a protein of 424 amino acids.